AUGCCCCGCCCCUCCCCAGAGCGCGACGAAAGGCUCGUCUUCGCAGAAGGGACUCGUGACCCCAGCGCCCACGGAGGGGUGUAUGGACGCCAGAGCGAACGCGAGGAAGAACGCUGGAACGCCAGAGGCAACGGGGCCGUGGCCGCCAAACGGCUGGAGCGAAGAGAAAAUAGCGCACCGCGAAGUGAAACGUGGCGUCGAAUGCACCACGAGACAGGGGGUUUGGAGGGGCGAGGCCUGUCUGAGAGCGAGAAGAACAGCCCUUCCGAUCACGGAUGGAGAUGCCGGCUUUCGACACGCUCCUUUCCGACUGGGGACAGGCAGCCGCGCGUCUCAAAAUCGCGGCCCUCGCCCAGUUCGGCUUCUUCUUCCACGUUGUCGUCGCGCGACUCAGCGUCUCCUUCCGCCUCAGUCGAGAGGGUGCUGGACCAACUCGAAGGCCUGCAAAGCCGCGCAGCCGGGCACCGAGGCCAGAUUGGCCGUCGCCCUACGUCGCCUGCGGAUUCGUCUCGGGGCGAGUUCGUGAAGCUUUCCGGCCGGGAUUUGGAGGAGAUUUGUGCCUGUCUUCUCGUGCACGUGAGGCUCAUGGAUUUCGAUCAGCUCGCGCGCAUGUGCACUUCCCUUGCUUCUCUGAUGAGAACAACUCCGCAGCACUCCGCGACUCGUCUCUUUCCUUCGUCGUCUCUGGAACCCUACGCGCAUCUCCUUGCUCCCCAGUCGCUGUCUCCCUCGUCGCCUCUGUUUGCUUCGUCUCCUCUUUCCUCUUCUCCACCAUCCUCUGUCACCUCGCUUCCUGAGCUGCCUUCCCGUCUGUUUCCCUGUGCACAAUCCAACCACGACGGUUCGUCCGCGCCUCCUGGGACUUUUGAGAGGGUACCCUGCGAUGGAAAAAACAAGGAAUUCCUGCAGAUGCUUCGCCGACUGCCGGAAGAAUCGUCGACGUGCGUGCAACUCCUUCGUCUCGCAUGCACCGCGGCUAUCUCUCUUCUGCGGCCAUCUGCGGCCUCUGCUUCUCCUCCAAGUCUAGAGAGAGCCCACGUGCAGCUUUCGUCUGUGCUGCGGCUCCUCCACGUUGUUCUUCGCGACCUGUCGCUCUCUUCCCCGCUCCUCUUUCGACGGGCCGCCGCCUACCUCGCUGACGACGUCGUCCUCGUGGAGAAGGCGUACCCUCGCGACUGCGCUCGGCUUCUGCAUCUGUUUAUGAAACACGAGGUUCUGCUGGCGAGCCGGAACCGACACGCUGGGGCCUUUUCCUCUCAGGCAAAGCUCGUGCUCACGCCGCCCGCGCCGCCCGCGCGCCCCAGCGUAGCCAUCCGAGACAAGAACCAGAGACUAGACGUCACCUCGUCGGGGUUCGCGAUCGGUGCGGGGACCGCGGCGUCGCGUCCCCCGCGGCCGCAGUCGCUGGCCUCUCCGGAGGCUUCGGGUCUCCGGUUUGGCUGCUUGAGCUUCGAACAGGCGCUGACGCUCCCACUGUUUCCCCUCGAGGGAUCCCCGCUCUCUUCCCCAUGCGUGAUGCGACUCUUUCGGCGACUGGCGGCUCGCCUCUCGCUGCUGCAGCAAAGGCACUCGGCGGUCUUCAAGGGUCGACGCGCCGUAGAGGAGCAGUGGAACCAGAUCCAGUUGAGAAAAGAGGCUCUUCUGGCGACGGCGGAAAACGCGCGAGGGCGCAGAGAACACGAGCAAGGUCGACCUCUCCAGGCGCCAAAGACAGCGGCGGAAGAGGCGCUUGGUAGACGGGGCGAGACAGCCCAACAAGGCGUCGGAGACACACGAGCGGAGGAAACCAAACGAAACGUGGGGGACGAAGCGGAGAGAAUGUGGAGCGAGAUAGAAGAGGAGGAACGACGCAUUUCAAGACUCGCAGAAGACUGCGGAAAAGACAAUCUCCUAUUCCUGAAUGGCCAAGAUCUGUCGAUGAUUCUUGACGCAUUCAUCAAAAUGCGCCUCAUCGACGUGCGCUUGUACACCCUGCUGAUCACGUCUUCACUUCGUAACCUCGUGCUCAGCUCUCGCAGCCCUGCGCGUCUGCCUUCUCUGGCUACUGCGUCUCUCGCGUCGCGGGAGUCUCUGGCGCGUGAAGAGAAAGAUCGACAGUGCACCGGGAGAGACGUGGCGGCUCUGUAUGGACAUUUGGUAGCUCUCCUGAAGCUGCUGGAGGAGGCGCACACCCACGCGUUGCCGGCGACUUUCGAUUCGUCUCAGGCUCCAGGCGUGAACCCGUUGUCUCCCGCUGCUCGGCAGCCGGAGUCCUCCUCGGCGCCCUCGCCUCCGCCGCCAUCGUUUGCCGCUUUGCGUUCGCCGCCUGCUUUCGCGCCCUCAUCUACAGCCUCUCUCGGGCCGGACCACGCUGCGUCUGCGUCUCCAAGCUCAGCAGCGCCGCACGGCGCGCCGCCCGGCGCGCCGCCCUGGGUGUCGACUCUGUCUGCAUUGGCAAGCCGCGCGCUGCCUUUUCUGGUUCGAGACUUUCCGCAGGCUCUCCGGCGGGAGAAACUGACGAGUCUCCACCCUCACAGUCUCGUUGCUCUCGUCCACGGAAGCUGCGAGCUGUGCCGCUUUUCGGCCCGUCUGUCUGCGGAGGAGUUUGGCGUCGUUGUCGCGCUCUUGGCCGGCGGGAAGGAGCCGGCGCUGCGCGCGACGGGAGACCAGAGCGAGGCUGGGCGAAGCCGGAAAGAGGACGGGAGCGACAGACUCGCGGCUGUCGAUCGCGCUCUUGGAGGGAAGAAAGAAGCAAGAGGGGAAUGGGGGCGGAUGCUCAAGGCAUGCCACGAGAGGAUCCUCAGUUCUGCCUUCCAAUUCGAACCUUCGCAUAUCUCUGUCCUCCUCGCAGCUUACGCGAAUCUCCACAUCUCGCCGUCGCUUCCCGUUUCCUCGCCGCCGCCUUCGCUGGACCCGCCCCUCGACUCCGACAAGUGGCGAGAGGAAGGAAGGACCGAGCAGCGACAGCGGGAAGAAGAGAGUAUCUGUUUAACGGAUUUGUUAGUCUCUCGAUCCUUCACGGAACGGGUCGUGGACGUUCUGCCCAAGUUCAUCGUCCCUCACCACUGCGCGACUUCCCUGCGAGCGCUCUCGCUCUACCUCGCGGGCAGCGCGGCGAAUUCGUCCACCUCACCUUUGCCUCCUCGAGUCUUGGCUUCGCUUUCUUCCCAAUCUUCUCUGGCUGCUCAUCGUUUUGAAGAUUUGCGACGACGAGCGCCGGUGGGAGAGACCGGAGACGGGGCCGCAAGCGAGGCGAUGGAGGAACCGUGUGAGCCUACCCAAGAGGCCUUGCGAAAUGCAGCCAAGCUCUUUCAGGCCUUGCUCGGAAGGAUCCUGGAGACGGACAGUCUGUGGCAGAACGGCUGGGCCGGAAAGGAAAUCGUAACUGUAGCUGGGGCUGUGGCGCGUGCAGCCCCGGCUUUGCUCUCUCUCUCUUCGGCCUCGGCUGCUUCACCUUCGCCGUCGGCUCCUCUUCGUUUGUCUCCUUCCUCUAGCUUUCCGUCUCCUUCACCUUGUCUUCUUCCGGCUUCCGACUCCACGAGUAGCACCGCCGACUCGCCGUUGGUUCCCGUCGAGCGUCCGCGAGAGCUUGCGGGCACAGAGUGGGGGGAAGGGGAAGACUGCGAGAGUUGUUUCUUGGAUCGAGAAGGCGAAGACGACGACGACGGAUUUGGACUCGUCCACGCGACAUUGCCCAGCGAGAAAGCGAACGAAGCACUGCACGAGCGCACAGGGCGCGAUGUGGCCUCGGCGCCGCCUUCUCAGGUCUGCGUCGCUUCGUCUCUGACUCUCCUUCCGUCGUCUGGGUCAGUCCCCGCGCUCUCGCGUUCCAGUCUCGACUCUUUGCAGCGUCCAGCGCUGGACACGCCAGUAGCAAAGUCGCCACCUUGCCUGGUGUCUCUCUUCUUCUCCUCACUCUGUUCCUUCCUCCUCAACCUGAAGCUUCGCAGGUCUCCAUUCGCUGCGGAAGGCACUGCGAGCGGGCCGUCGCACCUGAUCUCCCCGCCACGUGCUUCCUCGCAAGGUGAACCUUUCCAAAACGCCUCGCCCUUUUCGCGAGAAGGUUUGUCUCCUCGCGUGUCGUCAGUUUUCCCGGCGGAGGGGCGUUCUCCCGGAGCUGUGCCGCUCUCUCUUUCGACGAGGAAAUUGGAAGAGAUUUGCGCGUCUCCGCACCUCCUCGUUAUGUUGAUGGAUUCGAUUGUCUCGGUGGCGACUACCCUCCACGACUGCAGCCUGGCUCUUGAGAGAAGAAAACGGCCUUUCACUGGAAGCACAACGUCACGCGGAACCGCAGAUGCAACGUGCACGGCGCGAACAGACAGCGAAGGGGAAGAAACGCGAGAGGACGUGCAAGAGGACAUCUGUUUCGGAGAGGGGAGCGGGAGACAGGAGCGUGUGUGGGCUUCGUUCGCAACACCAAACGAUUUGAAGGCGUUCCUGGAGAGAGGCGACGCGGCACAUCGAGACUUGCUCCUCCUUCUGCAGGUCUGUGGCCACGUGCUCGCGUCCCGACAUGGACCGGAUUUAUCUCUGCUUGACAUUGCGACUUUGUCGCAUGCCUUUUUGAAGGCUCCGGCGCUAUUGAGUGUUUUCUGCCUUCCUCCAGCUCUCGUGGAGCCUCCCGUAUCCAUCGCUCUGCUGGCGACCUUUGCAAAGGCGGCGACGGUGGCGGAGCCGAGUCUCGAGGCGAGUCUCAGAGAACCGCCUACGCGGAGACAGGCGGACGCCGCGCGAGCCUGCGUCAAAGAACAUGCGCCGCGAAACGGGGGGCGAAGAGACACCAAAGAGCGCUUGCCGAGCGAGACUGAGAUGCGCGGCGCAGACCCAGCGAGAAGGACAACCGUCGCUGCAACCGACAGAGAGCGGGGCGAUGGAGGGGGAGAGGAAAGACCAGGCGAGGAAGGAACCUCGGAAAGAGAGGUGACGAGGUUCUGCGGAGAACGUCGAGUUGUCUGCCGACCCAGCAGCGCCGAUUCGUCCGUAUAUCGGACGAUGCUCGCACACCCAAGAACCUGCGAGUUCGUGCGAGAAACGUCGCACUUGAUUCGAAAAGAGUCCGAGGACUUGGCGGCGACGCUUCGAUCGGUCGCGUUGCCACGGGACUCCCACGAAGCUGGAAGCAGAAAACGGUGUUCUAGUGCCACGUCGACUUUCUCGGCUUCUUUAACGGUCCUCGCCACUCUCGUCCAGCAAGGAUCCCUCGCGGCGUCUCGCGCUCUCACGUCUCUUCUUUUGCCGCGUUUUCUCCCCGCUUGGCCUUCGUCGAGUGGUUUCGCAUCUUCGGCCUCAGCAGCCCCUGCAUCGAGGCCGCUCGCCCAGGGAGUCGACGAGGCGCCUGGCUGUGGAGCCAGAGGCGAAGGCAACUGUGAAGAAGCACAAGAGAGAAGCAAGGGAAACGGGGGGGGAGAGAGGCAGAGAAACUACGAGGCACACGGCGUGGUGCACGACUACGUUUCCCUCUUGCUCGCCCUGGAAGACCUCAGCGCCGUGCUUCUCGAGUGCAAUGCGGCGCUCUUGGGAAGAACGUCCCGUCCGGUUGCAAAAACGGCGGAAGAGUCGGAUUUAAGCCCGUUAAGCGCGUCGAAAACGGAUCCGUCCCAAUCGCGCGAAACGCCACACCAAGGCCUCCAUGAACAUCCGUUUGCUCAUUCGCGGGAGGCUUCCUCUUCCCAUCCUAUGUCUUCCUCCUCUCUUGUUUCUUCCUCCUCUCUUGCUUCUUCUUCCUCUCUUGCGUCUUCUUCCUCUCUUGUAUCUUCUUCUUCUCUUGCUUCUUCUUCCUCUGUUGCUUCUUCUUCCGCUCUUGCUUCUUCUUCGCCGUCUGCUGUGUCUGUUGCCCGCGCCCCGUCGCCUUCUUCCGGGGCGUUUUGUUCCCCUUCGAGCGGAGGCAAAGCGCUCGACAUCUCUGCGCCCCACGCGCCGCAGGCGAUGUGCGAGCGGUUGAUUGACAUGAUGCUCGGUUUGGAGAGCCUGUUGCUCCUCGCGCGGCACGCGAUGCUCACGAGGAAGAUCCGCGUCGAGCGGCCGGGAUUGGGAGAGAUGAACUCCACCCAGCGCGGCGAGGAGACAGCGGGGCCCGAGAGCGAAGCGAUCGGGCGAAGGCGCCCUGCCGUUCGCGUGGAAGCCAGCGCGCGGGAGAUCAUGGACGCCCAGCGCAUGCGCCGCAGAGAAAAAGAGAAGCGCAAUGUUGAGACGGGGGAGUCGAGGCGAAGCGCCGUCUCGGAGGAAGACGAAGGUGGAGACGCGAUGGCGCGAGAGAGAGCAAGUGCGGCGGAAGCUGCAGGUGCUGUCGAUUUCCUUCCUCGUGAGUCGAAGGCUUUCGAGGACUUCUACGAGACCCGAAUCGAGAAGCUGCUCGGUGAAGCAGCCAACCAGCUUGAGAACCUUCUGCUGCUCUCCGCGCAUGCGAGUCGCGAGACAGCCUGCGAACAAGAGAGGGCGAGGAAGAAAGGAGACGCGCGGCACAGCGAGACACAGCCGAGGACGACGCAAGGCGAGGACUUCCUCUUCUCUCCCAUCCGGUCGUCACGUCUCGGUCUCUGUUUGCGAGUUCUUGAUACGGGCCGUUUCCGCCAAACUCUCCUUCUUCCGGCCCUUCGCGAUCAUCUGCUCCGCCGCGCACUCGCUACCCUGGGCCCCGGUCCCCUUCGAGGACGACACGCGCCUGCCUCCGUCCCUUCACCGCCCUCGCCUCGUCCACGCGCCUCCACCGCAGACCAGGCGCGUCGGCCUUCUUCCCGUUCGCCACGCGCGCCUGCGUCUUUCUCUCCUUUGGCCUCUCUCUCGGACGCUUCGACCGCUGCUGUCUCUCGUUCGGCCGCCCUCGCUUCGCUCUCUCCCCGCCGGCUCCGGAAGGCGCCUGCCUCUCUCGCUCUCACCUCCAGUGAACUGUGUGGGGUGCUCAUGGCGCUUGCCUCCCUGACUGCGUGCACGCCGCACCUCCUCGCGCAGUUUCUCCUGUGCGUCCUCGAACGCUCAGCUGGGUUCCGAGACAGAGACGAAAAAGGAGACUUCCCGGUCACGCUCUCCCUCAGCCACACGCUCCAGUUUCUUCAUACCUACACCGUCGUUUUCGUCAUUCCUCAAAGUCCUACAUCUGUCCUGUGGAACACGGUUCCGUCGUCCUCUUCACCUUCUUCGUCUUCUUCAUCUUCUUCGUCUUCUUGGCCUGUACCUGUUUCGUCUGCCUUCUGGUUUCUCCUUCCCGCAACUUCUUCCUUUCUUCUCUCCUCUUUCUCGGACUGCCCUCGCUCUUCUGGGCACGCGCCACUUGAGCUUCUCCACGCUUCGCACCGGCUGCUUCUUCAGCGGCUUGGCGAUUUCUCGGAGGACUUGCUUUUGCCGCUUUUGCGCGUUCACCACAGUCUCCUGCUUCAGCACGCGCUCGAUUGCAUGCCUGCAUCCGAAACGAAGAACAUGGAGGCGAAGCUGCAGACGCCCGGGCAGAAGGCGCGCGGCGGUCUCCGCGGCGAUGGCGAGAAGCCGGCGGAGAGCGCGGAAAACAGAGACAAAUCUGCUUCGGCUGAUACUCGGAGCCGAGACGAACAUACGGGACAGGACAUACUAACAAAGGGCCAAGACGGAGAAGGAGACGGAGGAAGGAGAGAUGGGAGACCGGUCGACGACGAGGCCGCGGAUGUGCGAGAAGAUGGAGUUCUCGACCUGAGUGAACGCGAGACGGAGAAGAAGGUCCAGCAUCUGAUUCUCUCUCUCCGAGCCUCGGCCUUGGGCGUCUUCGAUUUCCCUUUCCUUUCAGAGGGGAACGCCGAACGGCGAUGGAAGGCAGAAUCCUACAUGCGUUCGCGCUACCAUGCAGACGUGUUGGACACCCUGCGGCGCGUGCUGCUCGCGGAGCUUUUUAAAGAAGAAAGUCUUCCGCUGCCGACCUUCUCGCCGCCUCCUUCGUCGCCUGCGUGCGACGCCCCAGGCCCCGAGGACGAGGCGGUGGCGCGGGGAGACGGCGACAGAGAAGGAGGGAAGGCGAGAGAGAGAAGAGAGAGACAGCAAAGAGACGAAACUGAAGGUGACCGCCACUGUCACGAACUCGCGAACAGGCAAGUCGUUGACGUUCAGGAAAGCCAUGGAAGGCUCAAAGACGACAGACAGGCGUUGCUCUCCCUGAGGGACGUGCAAGUCUUCUCCGAAGUGAGGGUCUAUCCGUGGUAUAUCGACCUCGUCAUUGUCAACGGGUCCGCUCUCAAUAAAUGA
Neospora caninum is the source of this 8184-nucleotide messenger RNA. RefSeq lists its product as hypothetical. The transcript is spliced from 8 exons. Lineage: Eukaryota; Apicomplexa; Conoidasida; Eucoccidiorida; Sarcocystidae. Bases 1 to 8184 code for a protein of 2727 amino acids. The record is from RefSeq and is a predicted model, not a curated record.